AUGCAGGUGAAGCCGCGGGCGAAUUUUUUUGCGGCUCUCGCAAAAGCCAAGGAAUCCGCGAGUAGUUCCUCACGAGAAAUUGACUCAGCGUUGAAGAAAGCCGAUGCUUCUGAAGGGUUAACUUAUUCUGAAUUUCACGCUUGCUGUGAACUGAUCCAAGCUCAUGACGAGGAUUGGUCGGUAAGCGAAGACAUGGGCGCAGAUUCCGUCGUGUUCCAAGUUAGUUGCGAAGGCCAGGAAAUAAAAUGUUAUCACAGUAGUACUGAACUGGUGUCCACUUCACAGCCGCCAGUCAUUCCGGAACGUAAUCCCGAGCUGGAAGCUCGUGUGCAACGGCUGAAAAAGGAGCAAGAUAACCGAGCUUACAGGAACAUGGUGAAGAAUGUAGAUCACAAUCUUCUGAAGAACCCCUGUGAAACUCUGGGUGCACAAGUGAAAGAAGCCAGAGCUCAAGUGACGAACGUGGUGCAGCUAAUUCUUACAGUUGUUGGAACUUUCGUCUUCGCAUACAAAUUGGUGGAUUACAAUGUGGAAGGAGCCACAAUGAUGGACAAAGUUGCCGUGGGACUUUCGACAGCUCUGAUUGUUGGUUUGUGCGAUUUCUACUUCGUGAUGCGCCAGAUGUGCGAAGAUGAUAAGCGACUGAAGCUUUGAUCUGGACCUAUCGACUCAUACAACAAAGAAAACAUUUUUAUAGGCUGUCGUGAUCACAUUCCGUUGUGGUAAUCAUUUGCUAGUGUAUCAGUGGAAAAUGUAGUUCUAUGUCAAACGAUUACAAAA
Molecule: messenger RNA, 780 nt
Organism: Notodromas monacha
Lineage: Eukaryota; Metazoa; Arthropoda; Ostracoda; Podocopida; Cyprididae
Source: the annotation of a GenBank genome assembly